This is a messenger RNA of Solea senegalensis (Senegalese sole), 2557 nucleotides long. It is a transcript of the gene tmem86a, whose product is annotated as transmembrane protein 86A. NCBI's taxonomy places the organism in Eukaryota, Metazoa, Chordata, Actinopteri, Pleuronectiformes, Soleidae. Bases 231 to 944 code for a protein of 237 amino acids. The record is from RefSeq and is a predicted model, not a curated record. Gene Ontology annotation, cellular component: membrane. The transcript has 3 exons.
UGCCCCGCCUCCGUCACGACAUAUCUGUGCUCCCGUUGGCCAACAACUGAAGCCCCGCCCACACCACGACUGUCCUCGCUGUGCUCUCGCCUUCUGCCGGACAUCGGACCGCCUACUGGAGAGAGAACAAAAACAUCCUUACACAGUUCAGCAUAAACAGGGAGACAUAAACCGAAUUUAGACAGUUAACGUCUACCUCCUAUUACCGACAACCUCAGCGGCAGGGAGACAUGGUUUCACCGGUAACUGUGGUCAAGAGUGAAGGCCCUAAACUGGUGCCAUUCUUCAAGUCAACAUGUGUCUACUUUGUCCUGUGGCUGCCCACCUCAAGCCCGUCCUGGUUCAGCGCCCUGAUCAAAUGUCUGCCCAUCUUCUGCUUGUGGGUCUUUUUACUGGCACAUGGUUUUAGCUUCCUAGGUGCCCACUCUAAUGCCCGCAAGAUCUUGGCUGGCCUCAUCUUUUCUGCUCUGGGUGAUGCCUUUCUCAUCUGGCAGGAGCAGGGCUACUUCAGCCACGGUCUUCUAAUGUUUGCCAUCACCCACGUCCUCUACUCGUCUGCCUUUGGGAUGAAACCACUUAAUGUGCGCGCUGGUCUCGUGAUCAGUGCUGUGUCCUCUGUGACCUACGUCCUGCUGUACCCCUACCUGUCUGGCCCCUUCACCUACCUGGUGGCUGUCUACGUUGCUCUGAUUGGUUUCAUGGGCUGGAGGGCCAUCGCCGGUCUGCAGCUGGCCAACGACCUGUGGACCUGGACCAAGUUGUCCGCCUGCCUGGGCGCCGUGCUCUUCAUGGUCUCUGACCUCACCAUCGCCGUCAACAAGUUCUGCUUCCCCGUGCCUUAUUCGCGCGCCAUCAUCAUGGCCACCUAUUACGCCGCACAGAUGCUGAUAGCGCUGUCGGCCGUCGAGUGCCAGGACGCGGAGGUUGCCAGGAAGAGAACGUGAGGUAGUAAGGUCUCUGUAUGACCAGCCACAAGGCUGGAAAGGUGGCAGUUAAUCCCCUUAAACCCAGAGUGAUCAUGGACACAUCUCACUGCCUCAUGCCCAGCCCUUUUAGCCCGUAUCUCAGGCUAUGUUCAGACUGCAGGCAAAUUGGAUUUUUUUCUCAAAUCAAAUCUUUUCACACAGACUAUCCGCACAAUCAGAUUUGUAUGUCCAGAGGUGCAGCAUCUCACUCGCCAAAACAAUUGCCCUGACAAUUCACAUAGCUGAACUCCUCUGUUGCACAAGAAAAAGCCUCAGCAAUGGAGAAGACUGGCAGCACUUCUGUCAUUGGCUUUUUGGCAUUUUGUGACGCACUAAGAGUGAUGCAAAAGACAAUUUGAAAUCCGAUUUUAGCAGUCAGAGCACAUCUGCAGAAAUCAGAUUCGAAUUGCACUUUGAACCACCUCCAAAUAUGGUUUGAAUCAUAUUUGUUUUUUUACUGUCCAGACUUUCAAAAACCACUCGAGAUGAAAUCUGAAUAUGCAAGUCUGGCAGUCUGAACAAGGCCUCACUGUGGCACUUCCACACCUUUGUUACCAUGGUGACUGGUCUACUACAGCCUUUACAUGACCCUUCUAUAUCACUACUAUAUAUGUCUCACACUCACACUUGUCUUCUUACCACGGAGAUAGUGUUGUAUUAUCUUCAGUCUCUCCCAACAACAGUCCUACCUGCUUCAUUUGAAUCUAGAAUUGUUAUCUCUCAACCUAGUUACAGUGGAGAGUGUAGUAAUAUUAACCUACCACACACACACACACUUUAGAAAGCGUACUAUAUUAAUUUAAACUGUUGCUCUGGAUCAUGUCACUGGGGACCUUGAAAAAGUGUAUGUGUGAGAGAGUGGAUUUAUUUUAUGUGUGAUUGACUGAAUUUUUUUUUUUUUACCUCACUUUCCACAUCCUCUCACAUACCGUCUGCCCCAUUCAGUCAGACUGUGACCACAUGUGUCCCUCAAUCAUCUCCAAAUGUGGUCUUUCUGAUACAUUGGGUGUUAGUUGUGUAAUUAUUGCUUUCCAUUUAUGAUGCCAUCACUAAGGAUGGAUCUUAAGACCAGGUCUCAAUAGAGUCAUAUAGUCACCUCGUUUAUUUCAUCUGGUCCAAUCAUACAUUUGAAUAUUUUACUUUUGUCAUUUGUUUAGUUUUCCUGAGACCUUUUUAGAACUUUUUUUAACAGGCUUACCCUCGUCUCUCCUCUGUCAUUCUCAUCUUCACACUAAGUGGCAGCCUGUAGCGACGCCACCUGUAAGAAUCUGAACUGAAGCAUCAAGCUUUGGCAAUUUUAACCUCACCACCAUGUUGAGCUAUUGCAACCAGGAGUAAAAAUUAGGCACAUUUUAAUCAGCGGCCAGUGGGUUUGCCCCCUGGUGGCUAUUCAAUAUAUUUUUAUUUCUUGUUUGUCAUCAUAGAGUAAACCACUUUUUGUCUAUGGCCUGUGAUCAACUCACAUGUGGUCCCUUACAUUUCCUUAACAACAACAACCACACUGCCUCACCAUUUAACAUUUUCUCUCUGGAAAUCUUUUUUUUUUUUUUAAGUUAGCUUAUCCUUGAGUGACUAGAUGUACAAGAGAAGAA